Molecule: messenger RNA, 2498 nt
Organism: Heterocephalus glaber (naked mole-rat)
Lineage: Eukaryota; Metazoa; Chordata; Mammalia; Rodentia; Bathyergidae
Gene: Myd88
Product: MYD88 innate immune signal transduction adaptor
Biological process (GO): toll-like receptor 4 signaling pathway; MyD88-dependent toll-like receptor signaling pathway; innate immune response
Cellular component (GO): plasma membrane
Molecular function (GO): Toll-like receptor binding; TIR domain binding
Source: RefSeq, a predicted model, not a curated record
CUCGGAAAGCGAAAGCGGGCGGGGCGGGCGGAGCCCGAGAGGAAGGGGAAGCCAGGCCAGCGACGCUACUCGAGACUGGGCAAGCAUGGCUUCGUGCGUCCCCGGAGAGGGAUCUGCGCCCCAAGCCGUAUCCACAUCUUCCCUGCCCCUUGCUGCGCUUAACGUUCGAGUGCGCCGACGCCUGUCGCUGUUCCUGAACGUGCGGACGCAGGUGGCGGCCGACUGGACGGUGCUGGCAGAGGAGAUGGGCUUCGACUACUUGGAGAUCCGACAGCUGGAGACGCGUGUCGACCCCACCGGCAGCCUCCUGGACGCCUGGCAGGGACGACCCGGAACGUCAGUGGGCCGGCUGCUUGAGCUGCUCAAUAAGUUGGGCCGCGACGACGUGCUGGUGGAGCUGGGGCCCAGCAUUGAGGAGGAUUGCCAAAAGUACAUUUGGAAGCAACAGCAGGAGGAGUCUGAGAAGCCCUUACAAGUGGCCAGAGUAGACAGCAGUGUCCCACGAACAGAAGAGCCUUUUGGCAUCACCACCCUUGAUGACCCACUGGGCCAAGUGCCAGAGCGAUUCGAUGCCUUCAUCUGCUACUGCCCCAGCGACAUCCAGUUUGUGCAGGAGAUGAUACGGCAACUGGAGCAGACAGACUAUCGGUUGAAGUUGUGUGUGUCUGACCGUGAUGUCCUGCCAGGCACCUGUGUCUGGUCCAUCGCCAGUGAGCUCAUUGAGAAGAGGUGCCGCCGGAUGGUGGUGGUUGUCUCAGAUGAUUACUUGCAGAGCAAGGAAUGUGACUUCCAGACCAAGUUUGCUCUCAGCCUCUCUCCAGGUGCACAUCAGAAGCGAUUGAUCCCCAUCAAGUACAAAACAAUGAAGAAGGAGUUCCCCAGUAUCCUGCGGUUCAUCACAGUCUGCGACUACACCAACCCCUGCACCAAGUCUUGGUUCUGGACCCGCCUUGCCAAGGCCCUGUCCUUACCCUGAAGAUAGCUCUGGGACCCUGCAGGUGCCUGCAUCUAUCUGCCUGUUUGUGCUCUUCUGCUGCCUCUUCUGUUUGUAGGAGGAAUCUGUGUUCUACAUGCCUUUACAUUGUAGGGGUGCCAGCUGCCGACACAUCUGCAUGGACAACAAGUCUUAGGUCUUGCAUUAAACCAGUGGCUGCAAGUGGCCAGAACAGUGAUGAACAGGAUCAGUUGGGACUAAUUAGAGGACCAGCCAAGCCACCUUGAAGCCAUUCAUACAUUUUCAGCCUGAUUUUCCCCAUCUGGGAAAUAGGAUGUGGGGAUCAGGCAGUCAGAUUCCUUUGAAUCACUGCAGCAAGUGGUGAAGCGGUGCCCUGGCUCUUCUGUGGGAGAGCUGGCCUCUCCAAGACUACAUGAUGACCACUGCUGGAACUAGGGGCCAGCUGGUACCUCAUUGCCACCCUGCAUCCUCUUUCCUCCUCUUCAUAAGACAGAUGGGGAAGCAGGCUGAUCCCAGCGGGGUAUCCCAUCUUGAGCAUGAUUCUCUAAUGGGGCCUCCUCUUAUCUGGAUCUUUGACUCUUCCCAGCCUCUGCCCUACCUUCAGUAGUGGCAAGGCCUCAAGAUCCCUGAGCAGUCCCCUGAGCAGCUGGGGCCGCUUUUACUUCCACCUGUCCAGAUACCUGUGAGCGUACCUCAGUUCUGUGGAUAGGAUAGGAUUCUGGCCUCUGGCAUAUCCAUCAGAUAGGUGCUCUGGGGCUGGGUCACCAGGGCAGUGUCACAGGGACCCUUUUUCCCUGGGACACCCAUAGAGAGCUCCCUUGAUUGCCUUGUUUGUUGACAAACACAAGGGUGUUUCACCUCAAAGCUUGUGCUUACAUGGCCACAUACCAUCUUGCUCACAGACACAGAUAAGUGCAUAGUGCACCUCCCACAAGUGUGAGUCCCACCAUCUGGGGGAUCUGACCAUGUUUCUGAAUAAAAACGGGGCACUCUUGAUUCCUCUUCUUUCUUUUCUAUACUCACUGAAACCAAACUCUGGAAAGGCCAGAUGUGCCAGCAUUUAUACCUUCAGUGAAGUGAAAGCAGAGGAGAGCUGCUUGGCUUCACAAAGUAAGUGUGCUGUAGACCUGGCUGUUUUCUUCCUCAUGAGGCAGUUUGUACAUUCCCAUCAAGCUGUGUAUCAGGGAGAAAAUGUCAUGGUCCCAGGUCUCUGGGCCCCAGGGUAGACUCCAGAGCCCCACAUUCAAUAGUGAGUAAGUGUCUUCUCUGCUUUACCUUCAGCCAGGCUGGAACAAGGUACUUUCUCUCCUUGUGUUGGGAAGGAAUGGAGGCCAGCCUACAUGAUCUUGUUGAAACACUUAGAUGCCAUGCAUCUGUCCCCCUUUGAUAUUGGGCAUUUUAAAGCAAUUUGGAGAUAAUAUCUUCUACACCUGUUUCAUAUGCUUUGUAGGAAUUUCAAAGACAUCUGAGAAAUACCCAUGUUUGCCAUUUCUCCUUCUGUAUUCUUGGUUUAUAAUAAAGAAUAUUCUAUUUUGGGAAGGCA